GACGUUCUCUCAGCCUGUUAUUUUAUAUCCGAGCCUCGUUUCUUUUCACUCCUUUUCUCAUCUUCUUUUGCCCUUUUCUAGCUAGCAAAUUACGACAGACGAUAGCAUAGAACAGAGCAUCAUCGCCCAACAUGUCGCAUUCUCACGAAGGUGUCUCGCAUUCCCACAGAGGCGUGUCGGCGCAAGAGCACGGCCACUCUCACGAGAUCCUCGAUGGUCCCGGCAGCUACAUAGGCCGUGAGAUGCCCAUCGUCGAGGGUCGCACCUGGUCAGAUCGCGCAUUCACAAUUGGAAUCGGCGGCCCCGUUGGCUCAGGCAAGACAGCCCUGAUGCUGGCGCUGUGUCUCGCCCUCCGAGAGAAAUACUCUCUCGCCGCCGUCACAAACGACAUCUUCACCAGAGAAGAUGCCGAAUUCCUCACUCGCCACGCUGCCCUUCCCCCGCAGCGCAUCCGUGCCAUUGAAACAGGUGGCUGCCCUCACGCCGCCGUCCGCGAGGAUAUCUCUGCCAAUCUUGCCGCCCUGGAGGAUCUCCACGCAGAAUUCGAUUCGGAUCUGUUGCUCAUCGAGUCGGGAGGCGACAACCUGGCUGCCAACUACAGCCGCGAGCUUGCGGACUUUAUCAUCUAUGUCAUUGACGUGAGUGGCGGCGACAAGGUGCCCAGAAAAGGAGGCCCUGGUAUCACACAGAGUGAUCUGCUGGUGGUGAACAAGACGGAUUUGGCGGAGGCUGUGGGUGCGGACCUGGGUGUUAUGGAGAGGGAUGCGAGAAAGAUGCGGGAGGGAGGACCUACGGUAUUCGCGCAGGUGAAGAAGGAUGUUGGUGUGGAUCACAUUGUAAAUCUCAUUUUGAGUGCGUGGAAGGCGAGCGGUGCGGAGGAGGAGAGGAGGAGUCGUGGAGGACCGAGGCCGACGGAGGGUAUCGAGGGGUUGAAGAAGGAGGCAUAGGAUACGUGAUGAUAUCAAGCAGCAACAAAGAAAUUGCCCAAUUUUGCUCACAGAUAUUACAGUCGUAGCUGUUCGUGAUUGUUGGUCUUGACCAUCACUGCCGGAAAUGUUCGUAUAUCACUUUAACAUUGUGCGCCUACGGGCAGCCGUUGCC
Messenger RNA from Trichoderma harzianum CBS 226.95, 1101 nucleotides. RefSeq lists its product as hypothetical. The transcript is spliced from 2 exons. Gene Ontology annotation, molecular function: GTPase activity; nickel cation binding. The coding region runs from base 132 to 947 and encodes 271 amino acids. The record is from RefSeq and is a predicted model, not a curated record. NCBI's taxonomy places the organism in Eukaryota, Fungi, Ascomycota, Sordariomycetes, Hypocreales, Hypocreaceae.